Iphiclides podalirius (scarce swallowtail) is the source of this 339-nucleotide messenger RNA. The record is from the annotation of a GenBank genome assembly. NCBI's taxonomy places the organism in Eukaryota, Metazoa, Arthropoda, Insecta, Lepidoptera, Papilionidae.
AUGUCACCGUUCAAAAUUACGACUCAUUACGUUCAUAGCGGCGGCCUGUUCGCAACACAUUACCGUGGAAUCGCGGAGCCGGCGACGGGGGGAGGGGUGGCGCGGGGGUGGGCGCGUGGAGGGCGGCGGGGGGCCAGGGAGCGGUGUCACUAUCGUGACGAGCGCGCCCACACGAUCACCAUGACUACGGAGGCUCAGCGUCGAGUGCGGCCCUGGGUGGCCUUGCAAUGGAAUGGGGAGGGCAUUAGCCCCGUCUUGCACGCCGCUAUCAGUCCGCUCGCCAAAAUUUUCGGCGGCGCGUUUUCCGCUUUAAUGUUCCCCAUAGCCCGGCUCGACUGU